Hippocampus comes (tiger tail seahorse) is the source of this 2039-nucleotide messenger RNA. It is a transcript of the gene zdhhc6, whose product is annotated as zDHHC palmitoyltransferase 6. The record is from RefSeq and is a predicted model, not a curated record. NCBI's taxonomy places the organism in Eukaryota, Metazoa, Chordata, Actinopteri, Syngnathiformes, Syngnathidae. The transcript is spliced from 11 exons. Gene Ontology annotation, molecular function: protein binding; palmitoyltransferase activity. The coding region runs from base 418 to 1644 and encodes 408 amino acids.
GACAAGAGAAAACGUUCCUUUCGCGACACAAACGAAGGCAGAAGAAAAAACAAGGAAGUGGCCGGCUCGGUCAAUUAAACUGACGGCUUUUUCGUUGUCAUUCAAACCCAAAUAUCAGCACAAAGUGUGAUUUCCAAAUCUAUGUCAUUCGUACUGUUUCUUCCUUCCAAGAUGGGGAGCUGGAGUGUGUCCCAAGCAUAGCAUCCUCCCUCAAGCACCAGUAGAGGAUGCUGCUCACUCUCAGGACGAACAACAAAGGCACACAGGAUGUCCUACUAAGACCAGAUCAUUCCCUUUACUGGGUCACCGCAGGCAGAAGCGUCAAAAUAUGUGCACCGUCCUCACCGCUGACUUUGCAAGAUAACACCAAAUAACCCAUUGGACCGUUGUGUUUCAAAUAGUCCCUGUUGCAUUAUCAUGAUUUUGGUGGCGUGGGACAACUUCCACGAGGUGCGCCGGUUGUGCCACUGGGGGCCGGUCAUCGCCCUGUCAGUCAUUGCCGUGUGCUCCACCGUGGCAGUGCUGGAUUCCAUCAUCUGGUACUGGCCCCUGGACACGGCCGGCGGCAGCAUCAAUUUCAUCAUGCUCCUCAAUUGGACCGUCCUCAUCCUCUACAACUAUUUCAAUGCAAUGUUCGUUGGGCCGGGGUACAUCCCUCUCGGGUGGAAGCCAGAGAACCAAGACGACACGCAGUAUUUGCAGUUUUGCAAAGUUUGCCAAGGGUUCAAGGCCCCAAGGUCGCACCACUGCCGCAAGUGUAACAGGUGUGUGAUGAAGAUGGACCACCACUGCCCAUGGAUCAACAACUGCUGCGGCCACCAGAAUCACGCUUACUUCACCAGCUUCCUGCUGCUGGCCCCGCUCGGCUGCGCCCACGCCGCCGCCAUCUUCGUCAUGACCAUGUACACGCAGCUCUACGAGAGGAUCUCCUUCGGCUGGAGCACAGUGAGGAUCGACAUGAGCGCCGUUCGUCAGAGCCAGCCCCUCAUGCCGUUCAGCGUCGCCGCCUUCGCCGGCACACUCUUCGCUUUGGGCCUGGCGCUGGGUACCACCAUCGCCGUCGGCAUGCUCUUCGUCAUACAGAUGAAAGUCAUCCUACGAAACAAAACCUCAAUCGAGUCCUGGAUCGAGGAAAAGGCCAAAGACAGAAUACAGCACUACCAAACUGGGGAGGAGUUCAUCUUUCCGUACGACCUCGGCAGCCGCUGGCUCAACUUGAAGGAAGUCUUCACGUGGUCGGGGGUGCCCAAAGGAGACGGCAUCCUGUGGCCCGUCCACCCCGAGUGUCACCAGCACACCUUAACGAUCGAGCAACUCAAGCAGAAGGCCGACAAACGGGUGAGAAGUCAGGUCCAGUACCAGGCGGUAGAGGACUAUAAUGGCGCUUGCUGCCCCAUGACCAAGGGCGUCAAGACCUUUUUCCUGACCCCUUGCACCGAGGAGCCCAGGAUACCCCUACAACGGGGGGAUACCAUCCUGGCCACCCGUGGCACCAAAUGGUGGAUGUAUGGAGACAAAGUCUUAAACGAGGAGCAAACAAGAGCGGGAGAACGCAUCCGCGGAUGGUUUCCCCGGCGAUGCGUGGAGAAGUGCCAUUACGACACCGCCGCCGUCGACAGCGCCGCCGAUAAGAAAGCCAACUAAUGCGGUUGUCCACUCCCGUAUGACACUGUCACUCCGGGUGCUACAGAUCUCGCUGCAUACAUAUUCUGGUCAACACACAUUUUGAUAUUGACUUGAAUUUGUCAAAACAAAACAAAAAACCUUACUGAGCAUCAUUCAUGUGAGUUGAAGAAGAGUUUGAAUUUCAACAAAGCUUUAAUGUGACUUGAAUUUUGUUCUUUUUUUACGCGUGCCAAUGUUGUGCAUAUUAUGCUAAUUAUGCAACGCCUCUGCUGCCCCAGCCGGCCACCUCCCAGGGCCAGUCAUGCAACUCUUUCUACUACUGUAGCCAAAUAAGUUGUGCUCGAUCUGUUUUCAAUUCUGUUUUGUAAAAACAAGCUGUUUGCCUCAAAACGAUUUCGAAACAUUCUCAGAGA